Molecule: messenger RNA, 465 nt
Organism: Meloidogyne enterolobii
Lineage: Eukaryota; Metazoa; Nematoda; Chromadorea; Rhabditida; Meloidogynidae
Source: the annotation of a GenBank genome assembly
AUGUUGGAAUUAUUAGCUCAAAUAAAUGCUUCUAUGGAACAAUUAAAGCUACUUGAUUAUUCUGGUGCUCUAAACUUAGGCUCUCUCCGACUUAGAACAGAAUUUACUGUUUCAAUUUUUUAUAAAUCAAAAAGUGCAGGUGCUAAAGGUGUGAAUUCAGGGAAAAAGAAGGGCGAACAAGAAAUGCAAUUAUUACUUUUUGAUGGCGGCAUUCUUUUAUGUAAAGAACGUUUACAGACAACAACUCAACAAGGCUGUAAAUAUUUUGAACAUAAAUUUUGUAUUCCAAAAGAAUCUUUGGGUUUUGCUGCAAGUUCUCGUUUUUCUAAUCAAAAAUUUGAAAUAUGGGACACUGAUAAAAAUGGAAAUUCUGCCAGUUAUUGUUUUGCUAUGCAUCCAUUGGAUGAAGAAGUUAGGGCAUUAUGGAUACGUAAACUGUCUAAAUCAAUUGCUUUAAAACAAUAA